CAUGGAAUACAAAACAUCUCUACACUGUCAGUACACACUAUGAUAUUGAUACACAUGGUCUGCAGCUAUUCUCUUUAGAGAAGUGGAUAGCUGGCAUAACCUACAUCCACUGUAGGCUACAUCCAGUGGAUGUAGACUAUCCACUUCUUUAAAGAGAAUAGGUCUGUACAGCUAAACCAUCCCCAAACUGUUUGAAACAAGUUUACUUCGAGUUCUAUUUUUAUAUUUAAAAUUCCCCAACCGUCACGACUGGCGAGUGAUCUGUUUUUAAAAAUAAUUUUAGUACCCGGACUAAAGGUUUGAAUUAACACCAAACAGUCUACCAAACAUGACGCUUCUGGUUGACGAAGAGGGGGGACAAGUGACGUCCCUGGAGGAAAUAUCAGUACUAGAAACGAGGGUCCCAGGAAAACUGAAAAUACAUCGGAGAGGAUGCCGAAAUUUCGUCAUCAUGUCUGCGGCUGUGUCCGUGUUGAUGUUUCUUGCCAGUUUAGCCGUUCUGAUUUACGUAAUGAAUCUCCUGAAAACCCCGCCCUUUGGGACUAAUCAACAAGAAGGAGGAAUCGUUGCAUCCACCCAAACUGAUCGCGGUUUCCAAAACAGUUCACUUACCGGGGACUUUCCGGUGUCUUUCUUGGUUUUAAACAUAACCUGUUUGGAAGAUGAACAAGAGAUCUUGAGAUGGAAAAGCUACAGAAAUCAGACGAGAUCUAGAGGGGGGUUGCGGUACUCGGAAGGAUUCUUUGAAAUUCCGAGGAGCGGGUUCUACGAUAUUCAUUCCAUGCUAAGCUUCGAGACGUACCUCCAGCAAGGCAUGGGCGAUAUAACGAUUUAUAACUGCAUUGUGACGUCAUCGGGGGUGGUCUUGCGAUGUAACCGAAUGCGGCAUAAGAAGGGAUGGGCGGGGCAGAGUGAAAUUUUCGUGUUGUCGCGAUGGUUGGAGAAGGGGGAGAAAAUUGGCGCCACGCUGACACCAACGGCAUCAAAAACUCUGGUUCACGGAAACCCAACGGAAAAUGUUUUUGAAAUCCGACUAGUUAGAUAGCAAAUACUGUGGUAUGCAGACUUCAGUUUGUUACCUAUAACUCAGUCUGAUUAAAACCAGCCCCCCUUCUCCUAUCGUCGUCGAUAGGAGAAGGGGGGCUGGUUUUAAUCAGACUGACGACGAUAGGAGAAGGGGGGCUGGUUUUAAUCAGACUGCCUAUAACUCUAAAUGACAUUGGAACGACUGUGCAUCAUACAAGUAUAUCUAUUUACAGGACUACAGUACAGGCCUAUUGAUAUGUGAAUUCAAUAAAAAUAACAUUUCAAAAAGUACUAGUCUGGUUUGAUUAACCAAAUAUUUUUAGACUGGAAAUGGAUAUUCCACAGUUCUCAUCAUAUUUGCCGAAUGUCCUACUUAUUCUUGUAUCCUUAGCGUGUAGCCGUAAGUCAAAAUUAGAUUGAUAAAUGUGUUUCAUUUUAUCAUUAUCAGAAACCUAUAUAAUUAUGCUCAACAUCUUUUUGAAGAAUUGCUGUAUACAUACAGGGCGAGUACCCGACUCUCUCGUCCCCUUUCUGUAAAAAGAGAAAACAAAUUGAUAGAAAGAAUUUUAUUGCGAAUUCAGGUAUCCAUUUUGUUUCCGUUUAUAACAGCUGAUCAAUCAUACCAAGUUUAAAUUUUCUUCUCUUUUUAUCAUACACACAGUCAAAAGGGUUUAGUUUCUCUAUCUCCCUAAAGGUGUCAGUGGGCUAGCUUCUACCUUUCUCAUCCGCAGCCUCUAUGUCAUAUUAUGAUAUUAACUAAUAUGAAUUUAAAUUGUUAAGAGAAAAGAGCACCUUGUAAGAAAUAAACGUGAUUAAAACCUCUCAUUGCAUGAACACACAAGUACUCAGUAAGCAGUCCCCUGAGUAUGGGAGCAUAAUCCAUCGUAAUCAUUUUAUCUGAUGACAAUGUAUAUCAUGAAAAUUGAAUAUCUUUUAAACCAAUAAAAAGUGGCCUAAUAAACCAUGUCUUAAGUUAAAUGGUUGAACGAAUAUACAUGUACAUUGCUUGUAGAGCUUAAAACGGACUGUUUAAAUAAAUCCAAAAAGAAAGCAGACAAUUUGUCGUGAUCAUUUAUGAAAUUAUCGGGAGAAAUAUAUUAUCCUAUAUAGUUUAUGAACUGUGUGAAUAUGGGGUCUCGGACUUGUUGCUAUCUUCUUAUACAGCUGCUUUAUUUUGUGGAUCUUGAAGGUGUCCUGGCAAUCACCUGCAAGACGUACUAUUCCUCCAACAGUAGUUUGUUUUACUAUGAGUACUGCUCGGUGGGAUGUUGUGGAAGUGAACGAAGUUUCAAAUGCUGCUCCUCAGAAAAUACAGGAGCCAUUAUAGGCGGUGUGGUUGGGGCUCUGUUGUUCUUCCUCGUGGUGGCAGCAGUGGCAUUCAUGUCUUGGCAAAGCAGCAAGAAGAAAACUCAGCUUGUAGACGUAGAACCCCAAAUAGAUGAGUUCGGUUAUGAAUUAGAGGCCAUGGGUGACCUGCGCACUUGUCAUCCCGGAGCCGAGGCCUAUUCGUCCCCCAUCUCCCCAAGUCACCUUCAGGAGGACUUUCACCAAAGAAUUGAUCACACAGACAUGGCCUCUGGAGAACACGAAUGCCCCCCACCAGUAUAUGAAGAUCAUAUGCCACCCAUGUCUCCACCGCCCUCGUACCAGGAAAGAGAGACCACGUCCGUGUCGGAGAAACGUUACUGAGUCUUGUGAUGGUGGGGUGGAGUUUAGGGAGGGGGUAAAAGUGGUGGGUGAUGGGUGGUAGGAAUCGAGUAAGCAGUGGGAAUGUGUAUUUUGCGUAAGAACAAUCGCUGGCAUUCUAAUCCUGGGGAGGGGUUGUUUUACGUCCCUUCAAGAAUAUUUCUCUCACAUUGAAACAUUACCAACUGUUGGUGAAGUACCACAAAUUUAGACCUACACUUGACGCUUAUGGUCGUAGCAGUGAGGUUCUUUAACGUGCUAACUCUUGACGCGACACGGUAGUUAUAUCUGGUUAUAUCCGCAAGACCCGUGAUUCAUAUCCGCAAGACCCGUGAUUCUCACUUCUAAAUGCCAAGCGUUUGGUGAAGGAACAAUCACUAUCUCUGUUUUCGUCUUAGAUUACAAGCGGCCAUGGCACGAGAGCUCAAAUUCACGACCUCCCUGUUGCGAAGCGAACGCUCUACCACUAAACUACCGCGACCGGUUGAGAUGGUAUUAGGUGCAUAAAAUGACUAACACAAUUAUCUGAAUAUUUGUCGAUGUUAAUGACAUACGAGUAAAAAAUCAGUAAUUUAAGUUACUUUCUUUGCUAUAUAUAGUAGUAAGAAUACGGCGAAAUUAUGUUGGAUUUUUAAAAUUUUUGCUAUUUCAAUAAAUUAGGGUACCCGAUAUUAAUGAUCAGCCCACCUAGCCCGAGAAACUUUUAAAGUAAGUCGGCAAGGUAUCCCAGACAGGGCCGUAAAUUACAUGGAGGCGGAGGAGGCAGCUGCCUCCUCCAACUUUUGAGCCAAAAAAAAAUUAAAAUUUAAAGUUCAUUAGAAUUUAUGUUGUUUCCAAUAACUAAGAACAUGAUACCUCCCUUAAAAAGCAUUCCAAAUCUUUCUUUUAGAAUGAGUUAGUCAAGUAACAUCUUAGAAGGCCCUAGAAUCAAGGAUUUUGCACGAAACGUGUUCGGUGUGCACAAAAUGUGCUCAGCGUCUGAGGGCCUGGGCGGCCCCCAGACCCCCGCCUAAUUUCCUGCCUCCUCCAAAUUGAAGGUUAAUUUACGGCCCUGCCAGACGAAAUCAAAAUUGGUGGUUAGUUGCAAGCCUUGUUGACAUUGUAGUGUAGAGAUAUGAUAUAAAUUUAUAAAUCGUUAUUUUAGCUGCAGAUGUUUAGCUCUCUGAAAAAGAAACUGGGACAGAACAGAGAGCUACAGAUCCACCCCUAUAAAACACUUCGAUUUACAUCGGUUUUUUUCCUGCUCGCAUUUGUUCUCUCGCGAUUUUACCCAGAGAGCAACAGAUCAGUAGCUAUCGUCGUUUACCAAAUGAAUUGGGGAGCACUAUGACACCCGUGAUGUGGAUGGGCACUGAAUGCCACGUUGAUAGGGGUACAUGUAGAUGUAAAUGGAAGAAUUCAAGACUGAAAACGAUGAUGUAGCGAUUUCACAGCUGAAGUCCAAUGUUGUUUUAUUUAAGUCUGUAUAAAUGUAUUAUAUGAAUAAUUGUCUGCCUUUUGUGCCUUAUUAAACUAAUGGUAC
Messenger RNA from Ostrea edulis (European flat oyster), 4234 nucleotides. RefSeq lists its product as uncharacterized. Gene Ontology annotation, cellular component: membrane. Gene Ontology annotation, biological process: immune response. NCBI's taxonomy places the organism in Eukaryota, Metazoa, Mollusca, Bivalvia, Ostreida, Ostreidae. Gene Ontology annotation, molecular function: tumor necrosis factor receptor binding. The record is from RefSeq and is a predicted model, not a curated record. Bases 2140 to 2715 code for a protein of 191 amino acids. The transcript has 6 exons.